This is a messenger RNA of Scheffersomyces stipitis CBS 6054, 678 nucleotides long. RefSeq lists its product as uncharacterized. The record is from RefSeq and is a predicted model, not a curated record. The annotation marks the transcript as partial. Lineage: Eukaryota; Fungi; Ascomycota; Pichiomycetes; Serinales; Debaryomycetaceae. The transcript has a single exon.
GAACGUGACUACAAUCAUGCCACCGAUGGGGAGUACAAGAAGCUCCGUGCCAAAGCUGACGACUUGUACAAGAAAAGGAACCAACUCAGUCAACAGUCGCAACAGGCAUAUAAAAGCGGCGACAAACAAAAGGCACACGAGUUGAGUGAGAAAGCAAAGCAGAUUGUAGAUGAAGCUGAAGGCUAUAAUCGUCAAGCAGCGGAGUAUGUGUUUCGGGAGAAUAACGCCGACUCUGGCCCAGAUGAAAUCGAUCUUCACGGCUUAUAUGUCAAGGAAGCCGAGUAUAUCUUGCAGAACAGAAUAGCCAACGACAUCAGGACCAAUCAGUCGCACUUGAGAGUAAUUGUAGGUAAAGGGUUACAUUCAGCCAAUGGUAUAGCCAAGUUGAAACCAGCCAUCGACCAGAUGUGUGACGAGUGCAACUUAAAACAUAAACUCGAUCCACAUAACUCAGGAGUCUUGGUUAUCGACUUGACCAAUACCCAGUCUUCACAGGUUCCAAACCACUGGGGGCCAGUUUCGCAACCACAAGCUGCUUACCAUGGCUCUGGCCAGCCCCAGUACCAACAGCAACAACAAGGUGGACAGCCUGGUUACUACCAGCAACAAGGAGGCCAGGGCCAGAACUCCGAUGUGUCCAACAUCCUUGUCAAGAUCCUCUGCUUCUGUGUCAAAAAC